Cicer arietinum (chickpea) is the source of this 1675-nucleotide messenger RNA. RefSeq lists its product as uncharacterized. NCBI's taxonomy places the organism in Eukaryota, Viridiplantae, Streptophyta, Magnoliopsida, Fabales, Fabaceae. The record is from RefSeq and is a predicted model, not a curated record. Gene Ontology annotation, molecular function: protein binding.
AAAUGAAUAAAAUUUUACCAACUAAUCACACACCCACCUGAAAUCUUAAACCUCUCUCUCUCUAACUCACUCACACACACUUCACUAACAAAUAAAGUAACCUUUUUUUAUAAUCUUUUUUACAUGGAUGAUCAUCGAAACACAACCCCAAACGCUAUUGGACUUUGUCUCCUCCCACAAGAACUAAUCCAAAACAUCUUCCUUUCCCUCGUUUUACCGGAGAUCAUUCGUUUGAAACUCGUCAACAAAUCCUUCUCAACGAUAAUCUCCGAUCACACUUUCGUUCGUCAGUGUAACUCUCUUUCCACCUCCACCACGUGGCUCUUUGUCUACAAGAAACGCUGGCUACGCGACGCUGUUCUUCACGCGUUCACCGAUCGGAGCUCCGAUCGAUGGUUCCGGAUCCCCAUAGCAGAGCUUCUCAAGCCUGUUGACUUUCACGGCGAGGAUCUUUACUUUCUUGCAGCUUCCGCUAACGUUUUUCUCUUCGCCUCCAACAACGUUCGUGAGGUCGUCGCCGUUAAUUUAGUCGCCGUCACCGUUAAAAGGAUCCCUCCUUCCCCGUUAGGUCCACGUGGCACUUCUUCUUGGAGGAGAUCCGGAAUGAAGCUUGUAACCGACCCGUCCGGAUCGGGUCAUUUCCGUUUUUAUUUCGCGGAAUUUGUUGGGAACCGACCUGUUUUGUUUGUGUACGAUUCGAUAACUGACACGUGGAAGUCGACGGAAGCUGAAGAAAAAGGAGGCGAUGGUGUUUUGCCACGUGGAGGAGUUCACGUGUUUCUCAGCGUUGUUCAUGGUCCCAGAGAGAGUGUUUUGGUUGCGUCAAUGCCUGAAUGUGACGCACCUGUUGUUCUACGGCCACGAUUUAAUGAUGCUGGGGGAUUAACCGUUGGAUUCAACUGGGGGAACAUGAUUGAUAGGUUACACGUGUACGGUGAUGGGUACACGAUGAUUGUGAAAUCGGAGGGGGACAUUGGGAAUAGGAGGAGCGUGAGAGUGUUGAAAGGAGUGGAAUUAUGGGGGCUAAGUUUAGACGGAAGGAAGUGGGAGUUUGUUUCAUCUGUUCCUGGGGACGUGAUGAGAGUGAUUGAGAAGCCUUAUGGAGUAAUGAUGGGUUGUUUAGAGGAGAAAAAUGGAAUUAUUAGGGCCGCUUUGGUGUCUAAUUGUGAAGGUUUUUGGGACAUGUUGUUGCUCUCUUUUGAUACCAAAUCGAACCGUUGGAACUGGAUGCCACUACCCGAUUGCAAAAUGAAGGGUUGGAACUUGGCUGGAAUAAGCUUCUCUGCUGGACUUACUUUGCCUUAAUCCAGACAAGCACUGUCAUCUCAACCUUUCCCUCCCUUUCUCUCUUUCUCCAUCUAUAUGUGUUCUCUCAUGAUUUUCUCCCCAAUUUAAACAUUAUUCUCUCUUUUAUUUUAGUACAAAAAUUAUCUUUACGAAAGUAAAUAAUCCAAACCAGCACCAAUCCAACACUCUCAAAAUUUGCAAAAUAGGAUCCCAUCUCAGAAAUCGUUGAACGCCGAAUUUAUACAUAGUUUUCUGCUCCUUUAUUAGAGUAUUAUUACGCGUGCCAUUUGUACAUUUGAUAAGUAAAAGAUCUGAAAAUAAAAAUGUAUUUGCUAUGUAAAGUAUUGAUCAAGCGACUACAAGUAUCGGUUCAUCGUGAUUACAAUUA